AUGGCGUACCGAAGAUUUGUUGAAGACGACGACAUGUUCUACGAGCCUGACCAGCCUACCCGUCCGUGGUUGGACGCCAAGGAGACGGCAAAGCUGUUGGCCUGGAACCGACAAGAGCUUAUUGGAAAUGAGCUCUCGCGGUUAGCAAGCGAUGAGUACUUGGAAGAUAUCAUGCAGCAUCUCAGACACAUGGAGGACGAGACGUUGCCAGAUGCCAACCUCAUUGACUUGCAGCGCGAGAUCCAGUGGUUCAUGAGGCCGUACCUCAUCGACUUCCUUAUCGAGGCUCACGCCUGCUUCUCUCUUCUCCCCGAAACCCUCUUCCUCACCGUCAACCUCCUCGACCGAUACUGCUCUAAGCGAGUAGUCUACAAGCAACACUACCAGCUCGUCGGAUGUGCGGCGCUGUUAAUCGCGGCCAAGUACGGCGACAAGAAGGAGCGAGUGCCGCAGAUCAAUGAGCUCAACAACAUGUGCUGUGGUCUCUACGACCCUGGCAUGUUCACUCAGAUGGAGAUGCAUGUACUCAACACGUUGGACUGGACCAUCGGCCAUCCUACUGUGGACUUCUUCACUCAACUUCUGGUAGCUAUCGAGAGGGAUGAUACCGAGGUGGAGCAUAUGGCGGCCUACAUAAGCGAAAUUGCCCUUUACCACCGAGACUUCGUUUCGACCAAGCCUUCGGUCAUGGCUCGAUCCUCGUUGGCGUUAGCGCGUGCUAUUCUUGGACGGCCCGAGAUCACGGACGGCGAAUGGGGACAUGUUGAGAAUGUGACACUACUCGCCCUUUCUCAGCACCUUCACCAACCAUCCAUCUCGCUUGCGAAGAAGUAUUCUUCAACAACAUACUCGCGGGUCACUCACAAGCUAGCAGAUUUCAUGAGGCAGCAGGCCGCCAUCACCAGGAGAUCGGGUCCCCAGCCUGGUCCUCAAUCUACCACACCGGCGCCCGAAGAGUCGAGCGUGUACGCCACUCCCCAUGGCAAAGGUGCCGCAGUCAAGGGCUUCGACGGCUACAUGACUCCUCCAAUCACGCCGGAUGGUGCCUGCUUUGACAACGGCAUGGGAAGGGAAUACGCCAUGCCUCCUCGCUGCCCUGCCACGCCGACUCCGCAAGGCCAUGUUCAAUCAAGACACCCAAUGGUAAUGGACUACCAAUAA
This is a messenger RNA of Scedosporium apiospermum, 1161 nucleotides long. RefSeq lists its product as uncharacterized. Gene Ontology annotation, cellular component: cytoplasm; centrosome; cyclin-dependent protein kinase holoenzyme complex. Lineage: Eukaryota; Fungi; Ascomycota; Sordariomycetes; Microascales; Microascaceae. Gene Ontology annotation, molecular function: cyclin-dependent protein serine/threonine kinase regulator activity. The record is from RefSeq and is a predicted model, not a curated record. Gene Ontology annotation, biological process: mitotic cell cycle phase transition; regulation of cyclin-dependent protein serine/threonine kinase activity. The coding region runs from base 1 to 1161 and encodes 386 amino acids. The transcript has 2 exons.